Molecule: messenger RNA, 2325 nt
Organism: Blumeria graminis f. sp. triticale
Lineage: Eukaryota; Fungi; Ascomycota; Leotiomycetes; Helotiales; Erysiphaceae
Source: the annotation of a GenBank genome assembly
AUGGAUGACCUUCCACUUGAAGUAUAUUUCCAUAUUUUACAAUAUCUUGAUCCCAUCGAUACGGUGAACCUUCAACAAGUAAACCAUUGCCUUCUAUUCUCAUCUCUCGUCCAUUAUCUUUUGCGCCAAUCAUCUAUUGUGUACCAAUCAUCCUCUAAUGUUAAUGAGGGAAGCAAUGUAUGUUCUGAAAUUAAAGUACCUUCAAAAUAUGAACUUCAAAAUCUCGCCCGUCUCCUUUUAUCUGGGAAUGAAGAAUUCCACUCGAACCUAAAUAAUUCUCUAGCAGUCGAGAAGCUGAAAAAUCGGAUUCAAAUUCUUGCAAAAUGGAGCUUUAUUGAUCCAUUAUGGAGGAUUACAUGGACCGGCGAAGCAAAUAACGAAGAAAAAGAGAAAGAAAAGAAUUAUCUCGGGCCGAAUGAUAUCGAACAUACCGUUGAGGCUAUUUUAGAGGAAGAGAAAUCAUGUGCCUCCCAAGUGAAAGAAAUAGGAGAAGAUCCCACAGAGUCCACUUCACCUAGCUCUCCAACAGGUAAAAAAGCUUCAGCAAUCGAAAAUAAUAUUCAGUGUGUCCCUGAAGAUCCACCCCGUAAGCCGACAAGGGCUUUGCCACGAAUGCUACCUAGAAUCCAAUCUAAAAUCAGCCUGCCGAGAAUUUACUCACCGCGAAUAUUGGCACAGCCUUCACCGUCUAGCUAUUCACCGCGGACCAGAUCACCUAUGUUCAAGUCGCCGCUAGCCAAAUCACCGCAAAACUCAUCGCCACAUGUUAAUUCAUUCCGAGCUGCAUCGCCACGAUUAUUUUCUCUCGGAAUUUCCUCACCAAAAGCUGUAUCAUCUCAAACCUCAUCACCACGCCUUGCGUCUCCACGAUUAAUGUCACCCAUAUUUGUUACACAAAGGAGUUUAACGAUGCGUAGACCAUCAGAUGAUAACACUAUGAAUUUAAAAAUAGCCCCGCAUAGGGUCCCCACCAGAAGCACUAAAGUUUGCGAAAAAUUAAUGUUGCUUCCUGAUACCAACGAAGAAGCCAACGAACAUGAUAUAAACUAUCGAAUGCCUUUUGGACAAAUGUCUAGAGAUGAAGAAUCUAGACCGCUGAAAGAUGAAGAAUGGGAUGUUUUGAAGAAGCGUGGAGGUAUUCGAGGCAAGAGUUAUGCCGAAAGGCUUUCAAAGGCCAAAAGAGCAAAAGAGCUGGCUAGAGUUACGGCAUAUUGCACAGCUCAGAGUUAUUGGUUAUCUACAGCUUCUAACUUUAUUAGAUUUACCCAUGGCGCCAGAACAAAGCUUUACGAUGAUUGUCUAUACUCAGUCUAUGACUUGCCGUUGUUGUCUGGCAAAAAGCCUUACAAAAUUCAGAGUGGUCCAUCAAUUGAUGAUUCUAGCAAAAAGGAAUUAUAUGGAGACUACAUUGAGCAGAAAGAACGAGGAGACUAUCAAGAGGGUUACUUUGAGAAUACUGAUGAGUACAGUAUAAGAAAGUUUGAAGAAAAUCCACACAGAAAAAGCAGAGUAGAGUUUCACCAAAGCGGUGAAGAAAAAGGCACACCGCUACAAUAUCGUCGAAAAUACAGUGUUGAUCCAGGAUCAGUAGACGGAACAAAGCUUGCGGAGUUAUUCAUCUUUUCAUAUGGUGUGAUCGUAUUUUGGAAUUUUACUGAACAACAAGAGAAAGAUAUUCUGGCUGAUCUAGCCUUAUACGAAAAAGAGAACGCAAUUCCAAUCGCGUCAAGACCACUGGAACCGGACAACUUUGAGAAAGAAGAUUUUCAUUUUGAAUAUAGUCAUUUAGUUGAUAGACCUCGCGUUUUCAAUGACAUGAUUACUCUACGUAGUGGGGACCAUUUAAUAAAGUUGACUAUUAGUCAUGCCAUAGCCCAGAGCACUAAGCUCUGUAUGUUCGAAGAGUCUAUGAAUCAAACAAUGGCCAAUGCUCAGCAUGUACCCAAACAUCUUGCACUUACUGGAAAACUGGGCAUGACAAGAUCCCAAAUAUUUAAAAUUCUUGGAACACUUUUCAAAACACGUGUCGAGACUAACCGUGCUGUAGCAUCUAAAAUUUUAGACAUACCAAACUUCUUCUGGAAUUCAGAGCCCACGCUUCAUCCUCUCUAUACUGCUAUUCGAGAUUACCUUGAAAUUCCGCCUCGAAUAAAAAUCCUCAACGAGCGCUGUAAGGUCUUUUUAGAUUUAGCAGAGAUUCUAUCAAACAGCAUCGCAGGUACCAAGAUGGUAUUCAUUACAUGGAUAGUGAUAUUUCUUAUAAUGAUUAGUAUUGGGGUAACUGUUACUGAAUGCCUAAUCCGCGUGACUGUCGUGGAUAAAUAA